AUGCUCGGUCCGAUCGAUCGCGCUCAUGGGGAACCGCGACGCGACUUGGACAUGAUUACCUACUUACGACUUGCCAGGCAGAUUCCUGCUCUCUUCCACGCAUCCCCUCUUUUCUGCGCUACUUUGCCAUGGUCCCCGUCAAGCGGGAGGUUACGAAGGAAUCUCCGGAGGGAAGCAGCAAGCGCCUCUGCACCCCUGCCAUUCGCCAACAGUUCGGGCGGGAUUGCAGCAUACGGGCGGGGGAGGACGAGAUUGCCGGGGGCGUACCAUACGUAGUUCAUGUCCGAAGGAGAGGAACCGCGAAGGGGGACUCUUCGCGAGACGCGCCGUCAUCCUCCUCACGAGACACACCCACAACUAACUCACGGCCCCCCUCUCGCUCCAUACCAUCUGGAAAAAGCGAGGAUCCAGUCGAUCUGACCGACGAAUCACUCCUCGGCAAACGCGAGGAAUCACCCCUGCACAUUGACUUGACCUGGGACGAGGAAGAUGAGAGUAAACCGACACUCAACGCUUCUGUACCUCCUCCGAAUCCCUCUAUACCUCCUUCUGGAGCUACAACGCCGUCCCCGGGACACAUGAUAUCGUUCUCGAGGACUGCGGGACCCUCAUCUGAUGGCUCGAAGCCGCAUUCGAUUAGUGGCCCGAAACCGAGCUCAUUGUCAUCCACCUAUCCAUCUCAGUCCACUUCGAGGAGUCCUGCCAGUCAAGGCCCUCGAUCUGGGCGGCCUAUGUCGCGCAAUGCCACCCCAGGUCCCUCCCGCCUUCGCGGUCAGCCCAUGAAUACACAACCGCCUUCGAGGGCUCCGCCGUCAGCGGCGAGCAAUGCCACACAAACGAGGUCGCCGUCUGUGCGCCCCUCGCGAGCUGCAGCUGCAGUAGGUAUCCGCACGCCUGCAGUGGGGUCUCGAACUGGGAGCAGCACGCCCUCGCAAUCGAGCCGCCAAUCCUUGUCCCCUUCCUACAUCUCGAGCGAUUCGGAAAGCGACUCGUCCUCGUCCGAAGACGACUCCGAACGUACCUCAGAGAGACAGAGGAAAAGGCCAACGCAUCGUACGCAGGGUCGCCGUACCUUUCCCGACUACACAAUUCCACAUAAGCGCCCAGACGUGGAUCUGUGGCCGGCUGCGAGCGUCCCGAAGGCAGCCCACGCUGCCGCACGGCGUAUCCUGGUGUCUUCUGCGAGCAAGGAGUAUCCGAUUAUGACUGUCUCGCGGCGUGGAGACCUGCAGUUCUUCCGCCCGUAUGAGCCUGAGGAUGAGUUCGAGGCGAUGGGGGAGGCGAAAUUGACUCGCUUGGCUGGCAAGUCCAUACCCUCUGAGGGCAGGAACCUAAUAGAGGACGCGUGCGUCACAGCCAAAGGGAGAAUGGUAGUUGCCUAUCACAAUGGCCCUGUACAAAUCGCCUACAUAGAGAUAUCUUCUGACCAUCCCCGUCUGAUCCCAGCGUUGGAAAACGCACCGCAUACGCCAAUAACGCGCAAGAAGCGUCCCGACACGACGACUACCUGUCUCACGCCUGCUGUAGGUCCUGGCAAGGAUGGCUUCUUCACCGGCGGUUGGGACAAGCACAUCUUCUCUUGGGCUUUUGAUCAUGACCCUACUGACGCCGAUACAAUCGACCUGACCGCUGAAUCCUCUGAUAUGGACAUUAGCGACGAUGAGGGCGACUCGAGUGUCGGCGCGGGCGACUCCAAUGCUGGCGCGGACGACUCUCGUGGUCGCGUGCACACCGCCCACGGUCGCACCACCACCACGACGGCCUCCUCGAGUCUAAUUCGAACGAAAGUCCUUCAGCUCGCCGCGGUGCCUCGCGCGCUAGCGAACGCGGGCAAUAGAUUGUUCGUCGGCUACCAGCAGACGCUCGUAUCUAUGGAUCUUGCGCGCCCCGCCGCUGCACUCGCCACGUCCAAGUUGUCGAACUCGGUGCAGCAGAUGCAUGUGAAUAAGGCAGAGGAGAGGGUGAUUAUGCUUGAGACGGACCACCGCGACCACCAGAAUCAGCUCUACGAUACUAGGGAAGGUUUCGACAAACCACCUGUCGUCCAGUUCGGCCAUCGAACACACGAACAAGGCCACACAUUUUACAAGGGCGACUUCUGGCUAUCAUACUUCGUACGAGGAUAUCCUGAUCACUCGCUCCGUGUAUGGGACAUCCGCAAUGUGAAGACGCCUGUCCUGACCCGCACGACAUCAUGCGUGGUCACGCACGCUGUAUUCCAGCCCGGAAGCGCGGGCACCGUACUUGCGUUUGGCAAGUCGGACGUGUUCUGUACGGACGUGAAGCGCGAUGGGUAGACCUGUCACCACUAUGUUGUUUGUUUCCAAAUGCUGUCUAGCUGUCAAUGUUUGUUGUCCAUUGUUCGUUCGUCCAAUCCAAAGCUUCGAGUACAUGCAGUAAUCAUGCGUUAUAUUAUUGUCUUGAGCGUAUAUCCGAAUCCAAACAAUCAUCGUACGUCGUGAGAUAUCCAUCCGAUCCGUGUAUUCAAUCUACCUGAACGACUCUGGUAUCGGAGUGCUCGUGAGCAUGUAGCCCACCCUAGGGCAUCCACUCCGCCCUGAUCGCAUGGUCUACUUUCACGUCUACUUCCACCAAGUCUACUGCUUCUUCGACCACCCACCAAGCUCUACCGCGAACGCCGUCGCGAGCUUGGAGAACUCGAGGAUGUGCUCGAAGCUGAACUCGUCCGAGAUGUCGGAGCGGUCGUUCGUCGAGUGGAUGUUCUUGUUC
Schizophyllum commune H4-8 is the source of this 2730-nucleotide messenger RNA. RefSeq lists its product as uncharacterized. NCBI's taxonomy places the organism in Eukaryota, Fungi, Basidiomycota, Agaricomycetes, Agaricales, Schizophyllaceae. The record is from RefSeq and is a predicted model, not a curated record. The coding region runs from base 129 to 2297 and encodes 722 amino acids. The transcript is spliced from 7 exons.